CGUUACGUUUCUGUUCUCUCUCCAGUCCCCAUUUAUGUGCCGUUUCUCAUCGUCGGCUCCGUGUUCGUUGCCUUCAUCAUCCUGGGAUCCCUGGUAGCUGCGUGCUGUUGCAGAUGUCUCCGGCCAAAGCAGGAUCCCCAGCAGAGCCGAGCCCCAGGGGGCAACCGCCUGAUGGAGACCAUUCCCAUGAUCCCCAGCGCCAGCACGUCCCGGGGGUCAUCCUCUCGGCAAUCCAGCACAGCUGCCAGUUCCAGCUCCAGUGCGAACUCCGGGGCCCGGGCUCCCCCAACCAGGUCACAGACCAACUGCUGCUUGCCCGAGGGAACCAUGAACAAUGUGUACGUCAACAUGCCCACAAACUUCUCUGUCCUGAACUGUCAGCAGGCCACCCAGAUUGUCCCCCAUCAAGGGCAGUACCUGCACACCCCGUAUGUGGGGUAUGCGGUACAACAUGACUCUGUGCCCAUGACACCAGUGCCCCCAUUCAUGGAUGGCCUGCAGCCGGGCUACAGGCAGGUCCAGCCCUCCUUUGCCCACACUAACAGUGAACAGAAGAUGUACCCUGCUGUGACCGUAUAGCUCACAGGUCUGCACGAGCCGGUGGUGUUUUCAUCGGUGAUCUCCUGGAUGACUUCAUUUGUAGGAGAACGUCUCGAGAGCAGCCUCUGUGCACGCUUCCUGACUCACAAUGGAAAGACACAGCCCCUGGAGUCGCCACCUGUACCCUCAAGCAUGUGACAAAUGCUUGAGCCCCUAAGUGCCCUUGAGGUGCGGCUGCCGGAGCCAGAGCUUGUCUGUCGCCAUUGUUACCCUCUGUUUCGGCUGCACGAGAGAACACCUGUUACCUCCCCUUCACCUAGGCUGGUUUGUAAAUCAGUGUUCAAGGCUGAAAGGAGAUGUAAAUAAUAUAAUUAUUAUGAGAAGAAGCCGGUUUGAACUCGGACACUUGUCAACAGCCUCAGUCCUCCAGAGGCAUGUCUUAAUUUCAUUGUAAAAGAUACAAUUUGUCUAUUUUUAUGCUUUGGGGGAGCUAUUUUGUGCUAUUUUUUAAUUUGAUAACCGUGUGUAUAGAUCAUAUUACGAAGUGAUUUUCUAUGUUAAAGAGAUGAAAAAAACGAACGUAUCUAAAGAAGACAUUCAGAAUUCUGGGGGUGGGGUGGAUUUGUGCUUUUCGAUGGAGCCUUUUUAUUUCCUGGCUCUCCACUGGCACCUGAGAAGUAAUUUGAUGCUUUUGUAUUGAAAUCAUGAGCUGCCACCUGCUGUGUUCCAAGUUACUUCUGACUUUGCCAUGCGAUGUCGCCUGGGGCUCUGUUUUUUUCUGCCAGGUUUCUGAACCCCCUUGGGUAAGCAGUACCAAGGGCAAGGAAUUAUCGAUGUGUGGAUGAAAAUCAGUAAAAGAUGCAGAGAAAGGCACUGUGGAGAUGCUUGGUAUAGGUCUUCAGUCAUCAUGGGGACCCCAGACACGAAUCGCUUUGCAAAUCAGAAGGCUUUUUUUAUACUCUUGUUAUCAGAAUGGUCUAUUUUUCCAGCAGCAGGGGCUAGGAAAGCCAGAGCAAAGUUCUCCAAGGAGACACGACUCCUGGGUCUUCAGCAAACUCUGCAAUCACUGCCAAUGUUUUAAGUUAUCAAAUUCAAGUGAAUUUGUAUGCUGAUUACUUAUGGAAAAAAUUAAAUGUGUGUAAGUAAGUUUUCAACUGCUAGAAAAGCCAAAAUUUGUUCAAUAACUGUGAGGUUUGGUCUUCUGUAGGUCUGGCCACAGCAUCUGUUACCUGUCCGUCGUCUCAUGAUGACGGGAAUUGUGUGACGUUGUUGUUGGCAACUGGUAUCACCAGAGAUAGGAAUCAAAGAGUUUUCAUAGCCAAAGCAGGAGAAAAUCACUUUAAAUUUCUAAUAAAUAUUUUAUGGUGUGAA
This is a messenger RNA of Myodes glareolus (Bank vole), 1911 nucleotides long. NCBI's taxonomy places the organism in Eukaryota, Metazoa, Chordata, Mammalia, Rodentia, Cricetidae. The record is from RefSeq and is a predicted model, not a curated record.